CGUCAUCCCUUUAGGUUCUGAACCUAGGGGGACAAGGUCGUGAAAAAAGGACUUGGUGGGAUAGCGCCAUUUCUUCUUUCGGCUUCUGCGCCUUUCCCAGGGCUUCCAACAGCAAAAUGUUGGGACAGAGCAUUCGGAGGUUCACAACCUCUGUGGUCCGCAGGAGCCACUAUGAGGAGGGCCCAGGGAAGAAUUUGCCAUUUUCAGUGGAGAACAAGUGGCGCUUACUAGCCAUGAUGACUUUGUACUUUGGAUCUGGAUUUGCUGCCCCUUUCUUUAUAGUAAGACACCAACUGCUUAAAAAAUGAGGAUGUUUUAGUUAAUCCAUGAAACAGAUAUGAAGAGGAGCAUUUUAAGAGGUGCAGUUGCUUUGAAAAAUGGAUCAAACUGUUUAACUCAACAUACUAGAUGUGUUUGUAAAUAAACUUAUGGCAUGAGUCCUUAA
Molecule: messenger RNA, 445 nt
Organism: Molossus molossus (Pallas's mastiff bat)
Lineage: Eukaryota; Metazoa; Chordata; Mammalia; Chiroptera; Molossidae
Product: cytochrome c oxidase subunit 7C, mitochondrial
Exons: 3
Coding region: 117-308 (63 amino acids)
Biological process (GO): mitochondrial electron transport, cytochrome c to oxygen
Source: RefSeq, a predicted model, not a curated record